UUCAGUCUACGCCGAGUCGUCACGCGCGUUGGUUAGGUUAGUUGGAGUUAUCUUCUAGUUUUGGAUUUUUGCGUUAAUCAUUUAUCCGUUUGCUUUUGUUUAACUACGUGAUAUAAAACAACUGCGGAAAACGUGUCUGAUUCGGCAAAAAUUGUGUAAAAAUUAUUGCAGUGAUAACAUGGGUGAUUUGGUAUUACACUUUGUAUGAGUGCGUUGCUCUCGAUUCGCCCGGAUCAACGAACAAGUGAAAUGAUAAUGACGAGUGUCGCGUGUUUGAUCGUUCCUCUUCCAUUAUUAUGUUACUGUUGAUUACUCUUCUGUUCUGUACCUUGCUGCACAUCAUUCAUUCUACUACAGAAUAUUCAGGAUUGUUAGAUAUUGGACAGGAUUAUCGAUCAGCUCUUUAAUUACGCGACAUGGACUUCGUAAUAUUAAAGGUGAAUGGACAGGACGUUUCGAACUCUAGUCACGAAGAUGCCGUGCGUUGUUUCCAAUCGGCUCAGGAGCCAAUUAUUGUUGAAGUUCUUCGACGCCAACCUGGCGGGCAACAACAAAUUUGUCACACGCCUCUGAAGGAGCACGAGAAAAUCGCAUGUCCGGACAAGAGCGAGGAAACGACGAACGAGAAGGUUCCAGCGAUAGACGAUCAAAUAUCCAGCGACGAUGUUAAAAAGGACACGACAUGUCUUUUGGUGUCGACCGCGGUUCAAACUGACUGGGCUGGUCUCAUAGAGGAGGAGUUGCUUCCGAUUCCUCUCGUUGAGGAACAAGCGAACGACAGCUUCGAAGACUUUCUUACUCAUGACAUUGAUUUUGAGGAGGUGACGUUGCGGAAAAGCGGAAGUGCGGAGAAGCUCGGGCUGACAGUGUGUUAUAGCUCCGGUUCCGGCAGCGAGGACGCCGACACAGAAAUUUAUAUCUCGGAAAUAGUUCCUGAAAGUCUUGCAGCUCGAGACGGGCGAUUGCGAGAAGGAGAUCAAAUUCUGCGGGUCAAUGGCAAGGAUGUCGCGAACAAGGAGCAAACGGAGAAUUUGUUCGCGGAGACGAAAAAUGCGGUGACAAUUCUCGUUAGCCGAUGUGUAUAUCAAGACGACGAAUACAGUGACAGGCGCAUCUAUCAUCAAGAUUCACCGCCGCUUUCGCCCGAGAAUCUACCGGCAUAUCAGAAUAGCAUGAUCGAGCAGCUGAUCCGUCAGCAACAGCAGCAAACGGAGGAACAUUCCGAUGAGAGCGAGGUGACCAACUGCACUGUAAAACCGGCUCCACCCAUACCUUCUCACACACAGCAGCAGCAGCAGCAGCAGCAGCAACAACAAUCGGCAACCAACAUCUUCUCCACGAAUUCGUCAUCCACAUGUUCGUCGCAAAAUUCGCAAAAGUCCGGCAAGAGCGCAAUCUCGCCGGCGCAUCACACGGAGGAGCGUAACAACGCGUCCAAGGAAUGGAUGCAGGAUACCAUCAAGGAUUGCUCGAAGAGACUCGAGAGUGUUUCCUUACGCGGCCAGCAGUCCGCUCCGUCGGCGGCAUCAGCGCCGCCGGUAAAGCUCGUCGAGGCGUACUCGAGCCACGUCUGGAGCGACACCGAACAUAUUUACGAGACGAUACCGGAGUCAGACAGCGAGCCGAUCUACUCGUCGCCGUAUGAGCAUCAUCAAUGGACGCAGCAAUCGAAUCACGCCGUCGCGCACGGCGACACGACGCAGAACCAUCUGGCCGGCUGCGGCAGUCAGCAGAAUCAGAAGUGGCAGUCCUCCUCGAAAAGCAACAGCUCUGGCGAGGAGAAGGACAGUUCGAGCGCGUACAACACCGGCGAGUCCUGCCAUAGCAAUCCUCUGACCCUGAAGCUUCAUCAGGGCGAGAGGGAUCAUCACAAGAGCACCCUAGUGCUGUGCCCGCCGAAAACACCGCAGCAACAUCAGCCGCCUAAGCUGAGCUGCAACUGUCCCGUGCCGAGUGCGAUGUCCGCGAUGACCAGGGCGAAGAAUCAGAGUAUAAGAAAAAGUUUGUCGUCGCACCAUCACCGCGAUCGCAACGAGCCGUCGAUGAAUGCCAACACGCUGCCAGCCGACACGAUGUACACCAACGUGGCAAAUCUGCAGCAGACGAUGAUGCUGCAGCAGCAGCUGUUCAAGCAGGCCCUCAAUCGUAAGAACCUGACGACCGGCAGGGAGACGCUCACGGGCGGCGCAAGGAAGUCCAAGUCGCACAGCAACUUUCAAGCGCCGAAUCUUACGCAGUACCAAUUCGUCGGCAGCCAGCAGGUGUGCACGUCCGCGACGUUGUUGCCGCCGGAGGACAAGGGCGAGGUGCAGAUGGAGUGGAAGGUGAAAAGGAGAGCGGAUGGAACGAGGUAUAUUGCCAGGCGACCCGUCAGGAAUCGAAUAUUGCGGAAUCGAGCGAUCAAGAUAUCCGAGGAGAGGGCCGGUCACACCACCGAGGACGACACUAUAUCGGAGAUGAAAGUUGGACGUUACUGGAGCAAGGAGGAGCGCAAGCGGCAAUUGGAACGCGCGCGCGAGCGCAAACAGCGACAGCAGGAAUUGCUGCUGCAACAGCAGCAGCAGCCCAAUGAUCUGCUGAUAUGCGAAUACACGGAGGACAAAGUGUCGAAAAAACCGUUGAACAUUGUAGAGCUUAGUCACAAAAAAAUGGCGCGCAAAAAAACGACUCUGGACGAUUUCACCACCGUUCAAGAAAUGUUGGUUCACGGGAAUAGAGUGGGAGCAAGCGGUCCUGGCACAGGUGGGAAACUGAUGGGUCUAUUGUCGGUUACUACAGUAUAAACGAAAAUUCAUGUACCUUCAAUCCGUCAAGUUUAAUCUAAAUACACAACUCGCAUAAACAUGCAUUUCCCACGAUUCUGCGAACAAUACACAGGGUGGUCCACGGAACUCGAGUAGACCACCCCGUGUAGCACAUAUGGUGCGUGCUCGCGCGCAGAAAGAGAGAGAGGGGGGGAGGGAGGGAGGAGGAAGAGAGAGAACGGUCUGGGAAAAAGAGGUUGUAUCCUUGCACAGGGGUGCCAGAACAGAAGAAGCGCCGGAGACAUAAAUACAAAAAAUAUAAACUAAUUUAACACAAAUGACAAAAAAAAGAAAAGACAAAACAGAAAUAAAUUAUUUCAAAAAUGAUCGAAACGUUUGUACGUAUUAACGGGUUGUUAAUAAUAUAAUUUAAUAAAUGAGCAGUGUCAACUAGCUCCGGCUCUAGUAGCUUAAUUUAUUUUCAUUAUAUUGAAUAAUAUACUAAAGAGCCAAAAUCAAUAAUUCUGUUUUUAUUAAUUAAAUUAUUUCAGUCUUCUGCUGAAUAGACGCGAGACAAUUUAAUCAUGAGCUUUUGAGCCUUCGUGGAAAAAAAGGGGGACAGAACGAUAUGCCAAACUGCAAUAAAUCAAUUUAAAUAUAUCGAUAUAAAAGUAAAAUACGGAGAAACUCAAAUACACAUAUGUGGAGUGUUUACAUGCGCAAUUAAUUUUGUAAAUAUCUGCGAUACGUGAUAAUAAAUGUAGAUCGUUUUACACACAUAUGACAAAAAUAUUCUACGGGUAGAAACCGUGAUGAUUAUAGAUUUGUAGAUAUGUAUGAUAAAUAGUAUAUUAACACAAGGCCCGGCGCACAUACAUCAAUAUUCUUUUCCCUUUCGUACAUCAUGGUAGAAAUUGCGGCGAGAAGCACUGUAUAUCCGGAGAUCCAUUGCCUUAUCAUCGAUUUCAACUUACUUUAUACAUACUAGGACGCGUCUUCCCCAUAAAAGCCUAAUAGAAUGGACCUUGUCAGUUCGUGAACGAAAGGGUAGCAAGUUAGCUGUAUCUAGAUACCACGACUCUAUGUAUAUUCAGAUACUGGAACGUUUACAAGUUAACAUAGAUCGAUCGCCGCUUACGUUCGAACUGUUAGUUUAUGUCCGAAAUGUUAAAACUCGAUGCUUUCUUCCUCAUUUUGUUUCGAACUGUUCGAAAUCUUUUGUCUGAAUUCAAAAUGCAUCUUUAAAACAGCUAAUUUUCUGUCUUCUUCAUUGACCCGCAAACCUGAGUGCCACGACGCGUUCUAUUGUAGUAUGUAUAGAGUUCAAUGUUUUCAAUUUGACUGUCAAAUUUUUAAUAGAAAAAUAAUGUUAUUCACAGCGCUACCUGUUAUGCCACGAGUGAUGGCGCUACAUUUUGACCAUUCAUAAAUAUCGACUGUUUACCGAUUAUACAGCGCGGACGCAGCUUUAUGAAUUUUUACACCAUUUUUAUAUAAAACGAGAAUAAACUAAAUACACGAAACACGUAAAAGAUACUCUUAAAAAAAUCUAGGAUAGGAUGUAAAUUCUGUUUUAAGCCUGCGGCACAGAGGGUUUUUCGUGUUAGAUCGCAUGCAAGACGCCUUAUUAACUAAACAUGCUGCGCGAUGCAUGCUUCUGUGUUUGCUAACAUCGAUAAACACACAAAAAAUUUUAGACUGUUGUAAAAAUUAAGCACUACUUUUUUUAACUUAGUUAUAUAUCGUAUGUUGUGGAUAAAGACACCGAAAAAAUUUUUUAUUCUUAGUUUAAAUAAUUUAAUAAAUUAUAAUUAAAAGAUAUUUUAUAUAUUGCCAACAUUACUCAAAGGAAAUUUAUUCGCUCAAUGAGACUCCAAAAAACACAUCCUCGCUUAUUAGAAUAUUAAUUUAUUUAGAGAGAAUAUAAUAUAAUAUUCUAUUCGCAACUAAAAAUGACAAAAGCGAA
Messenger RNA from Linepithema humile (Argentine ant), 4710 nucleotides. RefSeq names its product SLo interacting protein 1 (gene Slip1). Gene Ontology annotation, molecular function: protein binding. NCBI's taxonomy places the organism in Eukaryota, Metazoa, Arthropoda, Insecta, Hymenoptera, Formicidae. The record is from RefSeq and is a predicted model, not a curated record.